Prorocentrum cordatum is the source of this 3952-nucleotide messenger RNA. The record is from the annotation of a GenBank genome assembly. Lineage: Eukaryota; Dinophyceae; Prorocentrales; Prorocentraceae.
GGCGGCCCGGGAGUGCGACCUGCGUCCAGGCAACGCCACCUACACCGCCCUGGUGGGCGCCUGCGGGAAGAGCCGCCAGCGGGAGGUGGCCUGGCGGCUCUUCCAGCAGGCGCGUGCGGAUGGGCUGAGGUGCGACCUGCAACUCUGCAGCGCGGCGGUCAGCGGUGCCUGCUCCGAGGAGCACCCCGAGAGGGCCUGGCAGCUCCUAGGGGCGAUGCGGGAGCAGCUGCUCCUGCCCGACCUCGUGACCUACAACGCGCUGAUCAGCGCGUGCGGCCGCGCCGGGGACCUCGAGGGCGCCCUGCGCCUGCUGCGCGAGCUGCGCUCCCGGCGGCUGGAGCCCGGGCUGAUCACCUACAACGCCCUGCUGGGGGCCUGCGACCGGGCCGGCGACGCAGAGAGGGCGCUGCGCCUGCACGACGACAUGCUGCGGCUGGCUCUCACCCCGGACGCGGUCACGUGCGGCGCGCUUGUGGGCGCCUGCGGCAGAGGCAGCCAGCCGCUCCGGGCCCUGCGCCUCUUCGACGCCUCGCGCCAGAGGCGCGUCCGGCCCAACGUCUUCACCUACGGCGCGCUCAUCGCGGCGUGCCAAAGGGGCAGCCGGACACGGGUGGCCCUGAAGCUGUUCGAGAGCAUGCUCGACGAGCAGGUCUCUCCAGACACCGUCGUGUUCAACUCGCUGAUCAAGGCUCGCUCCAGGGACGGGCACCCCGGGGGCGCCGCCGGGUUGCUGGAGGCCAUGGUGCGCCGGCGGCUCAGGCCAGACGUUGUGAGCUUCAGCACCGCGAUCGCCGCGUGUGAUGUGGCCGGUGGCGCCAGCGAGGCGCUGCGCAUCUUCGAUCAGAUGCUGAGCCAGGACGUGCCCCCCAACGCGGUGGCCUGCAAUGCGCUGAUAAGCGCAUGCGAGAAGGGCGCAGAGGCCGCUGCGGCGCUGCGGGUCUUGGAGCAGAUGCACGUGGGAAGGCUCUCCCCCAGCGUCGUCACCUACAGCGCCGUGAUCAGCGCAUGCGAGAAGGGCCGGCGGCCAGAGGACGCCUGGCGCGUGUUCGGGGAGAUGCGGCGGCAGGGUGUGCGGCCCAACCUCAUCACCUGCAACGCCUUGAUAUCCGCCUGCGAGAAAGGCGCGCAGUGGGCGCAAGCCGUCCGCGCCAUCGACGACAUGGGCCGCCUCGGGCUGCAGCCCAGCGACGUGAGCUACGGCGCCGGCGUGCUCGCCUGCUUGGCGGCGGGCCGCGCCGAGGCCGCCUUCGCCCUGCUGGACCGCGCGUCCGCGCAGCUGGCGGAGCUGCCCGCCCACCUCCUCGGCCUGCUGCUCCCCGAGUGCGAUGCGCGGGGGCUCCGAAGGGGGGGGGGGGAGCCAGGCGACCUGCUCCUCGCUCUCGGCCGCUCGGUCGGCCUCGGCGCCGGCCCCGCGGCCUGGCGCCUGCUGCAGUGCGGGCGGGCCCCCGAGGCCCCGCCGCUGCUGCAAGCGCCGCGGCCUCCGCCGCCCAGGUCCGCCCUGCCUCCAUGCGGCGUCUCGCGGCGCAUUCUGGCCGCCUGCGGCGCGCCCGUGGCGCUGGCGCCGGUGCCGCCGCUGCGGCGCCCGCGGAGGCAGCCCGCUCGCGGCGUCGAGGGCGCGCUGCCGUCGGCGACGGGCGGCGCGGCCGCCUGGCGGCGCUGGCUGCGCAAAACGGCGGAGCUGCACGCCGCGCUGACGGGAGAGGGCGGCGAGAACUUCCGGCACCUCCGGGCCAAGUACCCGGGAGUCGAGUUCGCCGUCGUCGGGGGCGGCGGCGCGCAACCCGUGGGGGUCGAGGCGAGCGGCGUUGCGGGCGGCAUCCUGGAGCGGGUGUCCAGGGACCUGACCGAGCUCGUCGAGUGCGCGUGCGAGGUGGUCGCCUUCGCCCUCGGCUGCGACGACGCCGAGCUGCGGCGCAUGCUCGGGGGCGUCGCAGCGGAGGCCCAGCGCCAGGAGCACAGCCCCGGGGAGGGCCCCCGGCGGGAGGCAGGAGCCGCGGCGCCGCCUCUCGCCGCGGCCACGCUGGAGGCGCACGCGCGGGCGCUCGCGGAGGCCUUCGUCAUCGAGGAUGGCCCGGCCAGCAGGGUGCCGAAGCGCGAGGCCGAGGAGUCACGGGCCAUGGCGCUCGCGGAGGCUUUCUUCAGCACUGGCGACUCCGACGAGCGCUUCGCCAAGAGGGGGGCGGAAGGCUCGCGGAGCCCGCGCACACCGCCCGGAGAGGACCCAGCCGGCAUUCUGCCGAAGCGCGGGACGGAGGCGGCGCACGGGCGGGUGUUCGCGGGCUCUUUCGGCGAGCCCGCCUGCCAGGGGCGGGCGGGAGGCUCGUGCAGCUCGCGCGCGCUGCCAGGAGUGGAGAUGGCAGCCGCGGCGCCCAAGCUGGAGGCGGAGGGGGCGCACGCGCGUGCCGUCGGCUCGUGCAGGUUGCUCAUGGCCGAUCUGUCCGCCAUGAUAACGAAGCGGGAGGUGGACGCGAAGAUGCCAGGACUGGUGGAUGCCUUCUGUUCUCCACUGUGCGGCACAGACCUGGCGGACAUGCAGCCAAGCGUCGUGGGUCCGGGUGGCGGCGCGGACCUGACCGUUUUUCGCCUCGCGGGCGUCGCGGAAUCGAGUGGCGAGAGCUGCGCGGACUUGGCGGGCUUCCGCCUGGAGGGGAAUUCGGAGCUGCUGGGUGAGGGCUGUGCGGAUCUGGCUGGCUUCCGCCCCGUGGGCGUCGCGGAGUCUGGUGGCGAGGGCUGCUGCCCGGAGGGGAAUUCGGAGCUGCCGGGCGAGGUCGUCGCGGACCCUGCUGGCUUCCGGAUCGCGGACCCUGCCGGCUUCCGCCCCGCAGUGGCCUCCAUGGCGGCGUGUCGCGGCCAUCCCCUCCCCGUGCAGGCCCCCACGCCCUGCGCGCGCGCGGUAGCUGCGGGCCCUGGCGGUGGCGGCCGAGGUGGCGUGAUGGAGGUCGAUGUUCGCUCCGCAGCCGUCGCAGAGCCAGCGGCGCUGGUGGAGCCACAGGCCCUGCGAGGCCUACCAGAGGCGACGGAGAUCUCGGACGAGGAGGAGGUCGUCGUCCUCAGGGGCUGCGCCAGUCCCCUGGCGGUGGCGCCCGGGGGCGUGUUCGCGGUGCGGCCGCCAGACCAGUGGCACCGCUGGGCGGACCCGCGCUGGCGGGCCCCCGCCGCGCCGCGGGGGUGGCAGGGCAUGUCCUCGGCCACGGCCGCCGGCGCCGCGGGGCGAGGCGGCGGGCCGCGGAGCCUGCGGAUCUUCUGGGACGACCUAGAGGUGUGGCGGCUGCCCAUCCUCCACCCGUGCGUGGUCCUGGGCUCCACCCUGGAGGCCGCCCACGUGGCCGACCUCUCCGACCGCUCGGUGCAGCCGCAGCACGCCGCGCUCCUGCUACGGCCGGACCUCCGCUCCUUCGCGGUGCAGCCCCUCGGCGGCCCGGUGCUGCUCUUCCCGCCCUCCGCGCACCCUGGCGUCGCCCGGGCUCUCCAGAAGGAGGGGCGCAGCGCGCCGCCAGAGACCAGCGGCGGCGCGCCCGCGGAGGCAGAUGCCGGCGCGUCGCCGGAGGCGCUGACCCCCAACCGCUGCUGCUUCCGUCUGGCCGGCUCGAGAUUGGCGCUGUUCCUGGACCUCCUGGACGCGGCGGCCGGGGAGGCGCCGCCCCGUGCGGCGGCCGCCCCGCGCGCCCGCCCGCGCGGCGGGCGCUCGCGGCCGCCGCCCGCACCCGGCCGCGCCGGCGGCGCGCCGCCGCCGCGGGCGCCCGCCGCGCCGCUGUGGGCCGAGCCGGUCCCUCUGUCCAUGGCCCGAGAGGAUCCUCGGCCGCAGGAGUCGGCCUACGACCUCGAGGCGGACGAGGAGCUCACGCCUGAGCAGCUUGAGCGCAUUCGAAAGAAUCGUGCCGAAGCCAGAGAGCGCAAGCGCAAACGCGUCGCGCCAUGGCAUUUCGACGCCAUCCUGUGGCCCGAUGGGUAA